UGGAGGAAAGCGAGCAGGUCGGCGUUUACCGCUGCUGACUUUUCUCACGUGGAUUGCUGUCCGUCUUCUGCCUGUAAUUCAUAUCUGUUAGCGUGGACCAGCCACACUGAAAAAUAGAGUGGUAGCGGAAGCCAAGGGUUGUGAGCUGAUGGAUUUUGCUGCUGAAAAUGAAGCGACGUCUGGAGGCGGUCUCCAGCGUGGAGCUGAGGGGGCGCGGCUGGGGUUCAAGUCCGGUAGGGAAGGAGUCAAAGGUGAAGCAGGUACGGAGGAGGCCGGCGGUGGAGAGGCGGGGAAUGGACUGACAGGAGUGGAGAAAACGGAAGUUAAAGAAGAAAGAAGUGGACAAAGGGUAGAGAAAAUGCAAGUGGAUCUAACGGUUGUGAAGCAUGAAGUUACGGACUGGUCAGAAAUGGAGGAAGGUAUGCUGAAUAGCCAGUGGAUAAAGCAGGAGGUGAAGGAUGAGCCUGAGGUGAAAGAUGAGCCUGAGGUGAAAGAGGAGAAACCAGACACGUUGGAGGUGAAGCAGGAGGUGGAUAGUUUGGUGGUAAAAGAAGAGAAGGUGGAUGAAACAGAGGUAAAGGAUGAGAAAGUGAAGGUGAAGGAAGAGGUGAUGGACUGGCUAGAAGUGAAGGAAGAGAGAAAAGAUAACUUGGAGUUAAAACAGGUGGAGAUGUUUUUUGGUCAGAACGUAAAAGAGGAAAUGGUGGAUGAAAUGUGUGUAAAAGAAGAAAAGUAUUUUGCAAAGAAAGAGAUGUUGGAUGAUACAGAGGUGAAAGAAGAGCCUCAGAUAAAUUCCCUCGUGGGCUCGAAGCGGAAACUGGCAAUGUCAAGGUGUGAAACUUGUGGGACAGAAGAAGCCAAGUACAGAUGUCCACGUUGUAUGCGUUAUUCCUGCAGCUUGCCCUGUGUAAAGAAACACAAAAUAGAACUAACAUGUAAUGGAGUUCGAGAUAAAACUGCAUAUGUUUCAAUACAGCAAUUUACUGAGAUGAAUCUCCUAAGUGAUUAUCGAUUCUUGGAAGAUGUGGCAAGAACAGCAGACCAUAUUUCCAGAGAUGUUUUAUUGAAAAAACCAUUAAGCAAUAAACAUAUGUACUUCAUGAAAAAUCGUGCCCGAAGGCAAGGUAUUAACUUAAAACUUCUACCCAAUGGAUUCACCAAGAGGAAAGAAAAUUCAACAUUUUUUGAUAAGAAAAAGCAGCAGUUUUGUUGGCAUGUGAAGCUUCAGUUUCCUCAGAGUCAAGCCGUGUAUAUAGAAAAAAGGGUACCAGAUAAUAAAACUAUUAAUGAAAUUUUAAGAUCGUACAUCGACCCAGAAAAAUCUGAUCCUGUAAUUCGUCAAAGGUUGAAAGCCUACAUUCGCUCUCAGACUGGGGUCCAAAUUUUAAUGAAGGUUGAAAAUAUGCAACAAAAUUUAGUAAGGUAUUACGAACUGGAUCCUCACAAAAGUCUCCUUGACAAUUUGAGGAACAAAGUGAUCAUUGAGUACCCAACGUUACAUGUGGUAUUAAAAGAAUCCAGUAAUGACAUGCAAGUUCUUUACCAGGUGAAAAGUGAAUCUACCAAGAGCACUAGCAGUCAAAAUUGAGUGCUUCUGGGGGAAGAAAAUGCCCAGACUUCAGAGGACUAUGCAUUGACCAGCUGUUGGGUGAUUGUUAGUGGGUGGGUACAGUUUUUUGUUUUUCUGAAAAGCAAUUAAACGACCUAAAAAAUUUUUAAGAUGUAUUUUCUAAUCUCUUGAGUUGACUUACAAAGUCCUUAUUCCUAAUAACAACCCCUCUUUUGCACCUGAUUGGCAUAGUGCUUAUUUUAAUUAGACCUUGGCUUUUAGUAUACUGAAUUGUAUGGGAUGAAAACUUUUCUGUUUAGAUGCAAACCAAAUUCUAGGAUCACCUGUGUCAGUCACAAAGCUUUGAAAAGGCUGUGUGACACACCAGCUCACCCUCAGUUGCCCAUUCUUGCCUUUGGGACUUACGUGCAACUUACCCACUUGAAAUGACUGAAUGGGUCCUUUAUACUUGGGUAGCACCUGGUACAAUGUCCUGUGUAAAGGCUGAACCAGUGCAGUUAGCUACCAUUUCUUAUGUUUGGUUUGGAAAAUCAGCAGCUCCAAACGGUUGUUUGAGCCAUCCGUACUCACAGAGUUGGCCACACUUGUCACAUAACGAGCUGCGUCUUAUUGUAAAUUCUGUACCUUUUAUCCUGUUUCCACCCAUUCUUGUGACUAUCCCACAGGGGUGUUGUGGUGACCAGUUUCAUGCUGUGCUUUGAAACACCUAGCAGUAAUUAAAAGAAACACUCUUUAGUGUUGUUGGAAUAUAUAUGUGUAUUUAUGAUAUACCUGGCUUAAUUUAUACCUUAUGGCAGCUCUAUACAUUAUGAUCUCACAUAUGAAAAUUAAAUGUUCCUGGUUUUAUUGGAAUUUAUACAGUUAUGAAUUUGCAACAUGACUAUAAAAAGGAUUACUACA
Messenger RNA from Artibeus jamaicensis (Jamaican fruit-eating bat), 2470 nucleotides. RefSeq names its product zinc finger HIT-type containing 6 (gene ZNHIT6). The coding region runs from base 149 to 1588 and encodes 479 amino acids. Gene Ontology annotation, biological process: snoRNA localization; maturation of LSU-rRNA from tricistronic rRNA transcript (SSU-rRNA, 5.8S rRNA, LSU-rRNA); box C/D snoRNP assembly. NCBI's taxonomy places the organism in Eukaryota, Metazoa, Chordata, Mammalia, Chiroptera, Phyllostomidae. Gene Ontology annotation, cellular component: nucleus; pre-snoRNP complex. The record is from RefSeq and is a predicted model, not a curated record. The transcript has 10 exons.